CGCCAAGAUUUUUCAAUUAGUUUUACAGUACUGACACUGCUUGCUCUGCCGAAUCUUAGAAAGGCACCACCCCAAUGAGUAAAUAGAAGAUGAAUUUUAUUUUAAUUAUCUACAACAGCCAACAAUGUCGCACACGGACCUAAAAGAUGCUAAGAACGUUAAGGAGGAGGCAAGCGAAUUAGAAAGGAAAUACAUCAAACAAGAGCCAGUGGGUGUUGCGGAAGACGAACAAAAGAAGAAAGAAGAGCUGGAUCUGUACGCCGAUCAUGAAAUCAAGGAAGAGUUGGUCAUAGGACCUGUGGUGUUGCAGCAUACUGAUUUAGCUCAAGCAAGAUGUGUGCAAAACACAUCUGAUGGAGUGAAUGUUGAUACUCGACCAUACAAGUGUGAUAUUUGCAGCAAAUGCUAUAAAAAGAAACAGAAUUUGAAGUUACAUAAACUAACCCAUACUACAGAGAAGCCGUUUAAAUGUGAACAUUGUAAUGAAUCGUUUAUGACUAAAUCAAGUUGUAAUAAACAUUUAAUUACUCAUACUGGAGAGAGACCAUACAAAUGUGAUCUCUGUAACAAAUGUUUUACCUAUAAAUCUAAUUGUCUUCAACAUUUAAAGACUCACACGAGAGAGAAACCGUACAAAUGUGACAUUUGCCAUAAACGUUUUACUAGAAAUAGGCACCUUCAGCAACAUAUAAUGAUCCAUACUGGGGAAAAACCAUACAAAUGUGAUCACUGUAACAAAGGAUUUGCCUGUAAAUCAAGUUUUGUUUUACAUUUAAAGACUCUUACUGGGGAAAAACCGUACAAGUGUGAUAUAUGCAAUAAUUGUUUUACAAGGAAACUGACACUUAAAACUCAUAAAAUGAUCCAUUCCGGUGAAGAACUAUACAAAUGUGAUCACUGUAACAAACUUUUUGCCUAUAAAUCAAGUUUUGUUACACAUUUAAAGAUUCAUACUUCAGAAAACCUAUUUAAGUGUGAUAUAUGCAAUAAAUGUUUUGCUACAAAACUAACACUAGAAACUCAUAAAAUGUCCCAUUCUGGUGAAGAACCAUACAAAUGUGAUCACUGUAACAAACGUUUUGCCUGUAAAUCAAGUUUUGUUAAACAUUUAAAGUUUCAUCCUAGAGAAAAACCAUACAAGUGUGAUAUAUGCAAUAAAUGUUUUACAAGAAAUAGGAAUCUCAAGCGUCAUGUAAUGCUCCAUACUGGGGAAAAAACCAUACAAAUGUGAACAGAGUAUUUGGCAGUAAAGCAAGUUCAUUGUAAUAAUUUAAAGACUCAUACUGGAGAGAAAUCACAGGAGUGUGAUAUCUGCAAUAAAUUUUAUAACAAAAAAAAAAUCACCUUAAAUGUCUUGCAAUUGCCCACACUAAUCCAAAACCAUACAAGUGUGGCCAUUGUGGCAAAGAUUUUUCUCAUAAAUCUGCUUGAUACACAUUUAAGGACUCAUCCUGGAGAGAAACGAUACAUGUGCGGUAUAUUUUUUUUAUUUGACUAAAAAGAAGAAUUGACAAUCUAUGAAACUUGGGGAUAAGGCCAACACUGAUGUAACUAGGGACAGUGUUUAGGUCUCGAUAUAGGGAUUAUGUUUUCAAUUAUAAUACUGUCAAUUUUGCUCAUGGGUUUGCUUGUCUUUCAAAUAGAGUUGCAUAAAACCCAAAAACUACUACUUAUGUGAAUCGUUUCAUUGUGAAAAGAACAUUUUGCUAACAUUUCGCACAAUACUUGUCAUUACUCAAAAUUGUACAAUUUAGAAACCGUGAUUUGAAAAUCAAAAACAAUACAGAUUGGAUAUUAUUGCUAAUAAUGUGAUUAUUUAUAAUUAUACCUAAUAUUCAGGCAACUAUUUAUAAAUGAGAUAUUUAUUGGUUUCGUUCAAUGGUUUUUUUAACUUUCAAAUCGUGUCUAACUGUUCCUGUUAUGGCCCCAUCGAAAUUUUAAUUCAAGUCUUGUCUUUUUUGAAGAUGGAGUAAAAUGACAUUUGCAGAGUUGCCAGUUUUCGUAAAAUUUUAAAUAGUCUUAAUCGUGAAUGUUACAAUGUUCCAAUGAUUACCAAUUGCGUAAUUGUAUUCUUUAUUCUUAAUUUGAUUUUUUUAUUUCAUAAGCGUAACCAACAAAAAGUUGACAGUCGAUGUAAUAUUUAUACUCUAGGUACUGCAAUCACUAGCUGGCAACACUUUUGUGCAAUACUCCAUCUUCAAAAAAAAACAAAGGAAUGUUUUAUUGUAUCCCCUCUUUGCUAUAUUGCUUUUUUCUCUGAAACUAUCAACUUUUCAAGAAAUUAUACAACAAUAAAAGUUGUUAGAAAUGUUGUUUUCACAUAAAAAAGAAAUAGCUUGGUACUCCACAAGUUAUUCCUAUGUCCAAGAAUU
Molecule: messenger RNA, 2372 nt
Organism: Hyposmocoma kahamanoa
Lineage: Eukaryota; Metazoa; Arthropoda; Insecta; Lepidoptera; Cosmopterigidae
Product: zinc finger protein 525-like
Exons: 1
Coding region: 125-1231 (368 amino acids)
Biological process (GO): regulation of transcription by RNA polymerase II
Molecular function (GO): DNA-binding transcription factor activity, RNA polymerase II-specific; RNA polymerase II cis-regulatory region sequence-specific DNA binding
Source: RefSeq, a predicted model, not a curated record